CGAGCGACGCUUGACGCUGGUAACGUGGGUAAGCUGAGUUAAAGGGUGUACUAUUACUUUUUCAUCAAUAGAGUCUUGUCCAGUAUUGAAAUGGAUUUCCUAAUGGAUUGAUGGCAAAUGGAAUUAGUUCCUGUACUAUAAUCUACCUCUAUGCCUAAAAAGCCAAAUUAACAGUGGAAGUUCUAUAUCUUGUCAGAAUGGCUCAGAAGGUGUGUUUCAUCACUACUGGAGUUAUUGGUACUCUUCUAGUUAUUGCUGGCAUCAGUUUUCUUCACUACUUUCCAAUCAUCUUUGAGAGCAUUGUCAAAAAGCAAACUGUCUUGGCAAACAACAGUACUGGCUUUGAGGAAUGGGCUAAUCCUCCAGCACCUAUUUAUCUGGAAUUCUAUGUAUGGAAUCUAGAAAAUCCUGAUGGAGUGGUAAAAGGUGAUAAACCCAAUGUAACACAGAGAGGUCCUUAUGUUUACAGGGAAGAACGUCCCAAGGUGAAUGUGACGGAGCAUGGGAAUGGAACCGUCUCUUAUACAUCCCCUCAAUCCUUCUUCAUAGAUCUGGACCUAUCAGUAGGAGACCCAAUGAAUGAUACAUUUACAACACUCAAUGUUCCUUUAUUGACUGUUGUGAAUGAGUUACAGUUUAUGUCGGCUGUUGAGAGGAUUGCUCUUUACUUCUUGAUUGGAAAGCACCAGAAUGUGUGUGUUACCCAUACUGUUCAUGAAUACAUCUGGGGAUACAAAGAUGAGGUGCUUACCAAGAUCAAGGAAUUCAAACCGGAUCUAGUGCCUACAGACGUCUUUGGAUUUUUUGCUGGGAAAAACAACAGUAAUGAUGGAGUAUAUACAGUCUACACAGGAGAAACUGAUUCUAAAUUAACUAAUACUAUAGACAAUUGGAAGGGUAUGGAGAGUCUUCCUUACUGGACCACACCACAGGCUAACAUGAUCAAUGGCACAGAUGGAACUUACAACCAUCCAUUCAUCACCAAGAAUGAUACUGUUUAUGUAUUUUCUUCUGAUAUUUGUAGAUCCAUCUAUGCUCUCUUUUUGGAAGAAACAAAUACGAGGGGUGUGCCUACUUAUCGGUUUGCUCCACCCUCAUACCUGUUUGCUAAUUACACAAUCUACCCCCCUAAUAUUGGUUUCUGCACCCCUGAUGUGGCACAUUGUUACCCUGGAGGGCUCCUCAAUGUUAGCCUUUGUCAGUUUGGUGCACCAAUCUUCAUGUCAUCUCCACACUUCCUCUAUGCUGACCAGUCCGUUAUGGACAUGGUCAUUGGUGUUCACCCAGUAGAAGAGCUUCAUCGGACAUUCUUUGAUCUAGAACCAUAUACUGGUGGCCCAUUGAAUGUAUCCAAGAAGUUACAGAUCAAUGCGCAUUUAAAAAGUUAUGACUUCUACUUGGAAGAUUGGUACAAGCAUGUUUCAGAAGCAUACGUUCCUUUAGUAUGGAUUAAUGAACAUGGGGCAGUCACACAAGAGUCUGCUGAUGAUCUUAAGAAACAGCUAUACCUACCAUUGAAGAUAGGAACCUAUGGUACAUGGGCAGUCUUAGGGUUUGGUUGUCUGCUGGCUGUCCUAUCUCUAACAUGUAUAUCAGUUAUGGUCUGUAAAGCGAAGAGAUCAUCAAGGCCUCUGGAUUACUCUGUUAAUAGUGAUGAAAAUGCUCCACUUAUUAAUGGUAGUACUAGAUCAGAGAAUGUGCCAUCAUGAUGUGAAAGUAUAAGAGAAUGGACUAUGGAAAGCUUUUGGUUUUAACAACAGAGCUUCAUACAGUGCAGUAGAUGAAGUGUACUUUCCUUAAAACUUGGAGAGCAACUGUGAUAAUGAGAUCUAGAGGUAUGUGGGAUGCUGUUGAAUUGGAUUGAAUUUCCAAAUCUUCAUGUAAACAUAUCCAAAGCACAAUUGUACAAAGAAUAUUUCAAGAUAACAUAUACAAACAUUUUGUCUGUGUACGUUUUUUUUUUAAAUCUCCUUGUAGUCAAUUGAGCAAUUAGGUAUAAAUACUUGAUAAAAUACUUUAUGUCCUUCAGAAUCAAAUGUCUUCCUUUCAAAAUGGUUUUACUUAUGGUAAACAAUUUUUUUUCUUUUUAUUUUAACAACAUUCCAUGUUGCUCAGGUAUGGUGAACAAUGUAGUUCUGUAGUGUAGAUUGAAGAAAAUGUACAUUGCAGCCGCUGGAGAAAGAUCAUUGUAAGCACAAAUAAGCUCAAUCCCAGACCCAAUAUACAUGAUGACAUCACAAAAAAUUUGAUCUGUUUAUAGCUUAAGUUAAUUGAAUUUAGCGAUGCUACCUUCUUCAUGAGGUGAUAACCAUUGACCUGUUAUACUUGUAAUGUCAUUCAGAUACAUGUAUGUUUAGUUUCUGAGUGUGAAUCAAGUCAUGAUUGAAACUCACUAUACUUGUAAUGUCAUUCAUAUACAUGUAUGUUUAGUUUCUGAGUGUGAACUAACCCAUGAUUGAAACGCACAACUCAAAUUAUAAGUGUAAUUGAGUGUUGCACUGCCAUAUAGUGAAGUACUUUUCAAGUACUUCUUGUAUGCAAAUAUUUGCCUUUCAGGUGAAAAGAGGAGCAUGUGAUUUUCAUGUCUUUCAACAAUUCAAGUUAUCUAUCUAUACCUGUAUUUUAUUUAACAAAAUACUUGUAUCUUAUUAAACAAUGUGAAGCAUUAGGAAUGAAUAUAUGAUAUAAAAUGACUUAUGCAACAAAUUUUUUGGCAUUAAUAGUAUAAAUGGCAUUUUUGUUUGUUGAAAGAUUUUUAUAUGGAUAUACAUAUAAUUAUACAUAAAUCUGGAGAUGUUAAGGAUUCUUACUGGUAAAUUACUGUAUGAAGUUGUGAGCAGAUACAUGUAUAUAUUUUAGUGAACAAAUGCAUUGCAUGAUUUGGUUUUAGAUUCAGAUGUAAACAGCCUGCCAAUGGUGCAUGACAUUCAUUGGUUUACUUCAUAUGCAUCCGUUUUAAAUAUCAUGCAUAAGCUGCCCACCAAUUGUUACACCAUAUGUAUCAGUUUCAAUUUUCGAAUGUAAACUGCCUGCCAGUGGUUACUUCAUAUACAUAAGUUUUAAAUUUCAUAUAUAAACUGCCCACCAAUGGUUGCACCAUAUGCAUCGGUUUUAUAGUUCAUAUGUAAAACUGCCCAUCAAUGGAUGCAUAGCAUCUGAUUUAAAUUUCAGAUGUAAACUAGACCCUACUUGCUGAUUGUUGCACCACACAAAUCAGAAUCUUAAUUUCAGAUGUGUUGUAAAUGUGCAUUAUAUAUUGUUAAAGUUAAAUUUCACAAACUCAGAAUAGACAUAAUGCUAAUAUAUAAAUUUGCUAUGGCUGAAUUUUAUCCGGAUUGGUGACAAAUGUUUGUGCUGUUAUUAGAUAUGUAGAUUAUGAUUAUUAUCAUAAUAGCCUUUGAACUUUGAUCAGUGUGAACCACUUUAAAAGGGAUAACAAUUUUUGUGUUCGAUGUAAAUAUCAUGUGCCGAAUUACAUGUAUGGUGAAAAGUCAGAAAAGUUCAUCAAUACAAUUUUCAUUGUUUAAUGUUUUGUGUACAAAGAUAAUCAUAAAUUAAUAGGCAAGCUUUACACUGCAUUAAUAAUGACUUAUAUUUUGACGGGUUUAAAUUCUGUGCUAUUUACAUGUAUUGUCUUUUUGUAUAUCUGUCAAAUCAUAAAAAUGGUUCUCUUUGUGUGUAAUGUUGUGAUUUUGUUCUAAGAGAAAUAGUGCAUCAGGCUUUGGUUUUUGAUAUGCAUGGGGCAUUGAUAUUCUAAAAGCUAAUUAAUACUGUAGAAGCUGUUAUUUUCGCAGGGGGUUUAUUUUCCCGUAUUUCCAUGUUGCCGAUCGGCCAUGAAUUUAACAACACAAAAAUAUUGACAGUUAUUAGUCAGUGCCAAUAUCCUCAAUAGCAAAGCGUUGCUAUCGUAAAACUUCUUUGUAGUGAUAAAAAAAGUUAUAUGCACCUCUAUAUGUACUUGAAAAGAUAAGGUUUAGAAAGUACAGUUAGUGAUUCAAAAACUUAGCUAGAAUUUCCCAAACAAAAUCAAAGCCUAAACUAUUUUCUCACAUAACUCUAUCGAUAUUUAUUCACUCACUGUAAUAUAAAAAAAUGUAUUUUUGAUGAGAUAAUUUAAUUUUAUUGUCCUCUGAUUCACUAUAUACACACGUAUAUAGGCAGCUAUUUGCAUACUCAUUAAUAUUCAGAAGUCACAUGACCAGAGCUUUUAGAGGUGUAAGAUUCUGUUCACAAAAUUCAACAUUUUUACACUGAAACCAACUUUUGAAAAAGUGAAUCUAAUAAAACACAACUUCCAAAGAUUACUCUUACAGAUCAAACUGUGACAUGAUGAAUUUUUAGAUCUAAAGGUACAAAAAAAUGAAAUUUAAGCCACCUUUUUCCACAAUUUGGAACCGCUUUUAGAUGGACAUGUACAAACGUCACAUCAGCAUGGAGACUUUGAGAUGCAUACUUUUGCACAUGAUUUGCACUGUCUAGUUUUGCAUUUUUUGAAAUGUAGUGGAAGUGUUUUGUACAUUUUCCAAUCGCGAGUUUAACAACCUGCGAAAAUGUCACGAACCGCGAUUCGCGAAAAUUUCUGUACACGAAAAUAACAGCUUGUACAGUAAUCAAUGAUCGAGUUGGUAAUAUACCAAUAUGUUGUGCCUGUGAGUGAAUCAGUACUAAAGAAAUAAUAUUUCUAGAAAUGAAUAUUCUCUUGCUACGAUGUAAAUAAUUUGAUCAAUUUUAUACAAUUUCGGGUGAUGAGAUUCAGGGUUUUCUUUUUCUUUAUGAUAGUGUAUACUGUCACAGGUGUUAAACCAAAGAUUUCUAAAUCGCCAUUUUCAAAUUCUGAAUAAAGACCACAUCCAUUGCUAUCAUCUGAUGUGACUUUAUUGUAUAAUCUUUGUAUUAAGAAACUUAAAACUUAUAAGAUGAUUUAUAAUUUUGUUGGAUCUAUGUGCAUUAUUUGGUUAAAUUUGGCAACAGUCACAUUAACAGAGUUAAUAAUUAUACAUAACAAAUUUCUUUGUGUAAUAUUCAUGAAGGAUGCUCAAGAAUAUCAUCACGCAUAAUAAUUCUAUUGACACUGACAGUAUUUUUGUGUUUGUUUAUGUUAAAGGACCAGAAAGGAUAUCAGUGUUUGAAAUGAGAACUAUAUGUUUUGAAGUGUGCAUGUAUCAUGAUGUAACCAAGGAGCUACCUAGUUCUAGAUUAUUAAUAUUAUGCAUGUCAUGUAUCAUUCUUUUAUUGUUAUCAACUUGAUAAAUCAAUAAUUCUGCCUAAAAACCGAAAUAUUGAUAUGAGAUAUUGUAAAUAAGUAAUCACAGUCAAAAGUUACAGAUUGUUUAUAAGCAUUAUGUAUUAAAAAGAAUAAAAACAAUUCUUUUUUUUUUUAGAAAGAUAUACCCACCUGAGAUAUGAAAUUGAUCUGCAAACUUAUCCUUACCGGUAACAACUAUCGUUUAUUUUGGCUGGUAAGCAAUAUUUCCGUGUUCGCAGUGAGGACCUGGACUGUCGGUUAAGACUCUGUAUAUUGUUUGAUUUGGGGUAAAAAAUAUAGCCUGUCUUCACAUUACAUGUGAUAUUGAAUAUUAAAUAUUUGUGCCUAAUACUUUAGAAUCAUCUUGCCAAUUUCAAAAUCCAGUAAACAAUCAUAUGAUGGUAAACAUAUAUGAUGAAUAAUUCAUUGUGUGUUUAAUCCUGAAGAUUGUAGAAAAUAUGGUCCAUUUCAGAUUCAUUUUUUAUCUAUUGCUGUUAAAUAUGUGCAUACAAAUAUUAGAUAUUGCAUAUUAUUUUCAUCAUUUGGCCAUAAAAACAUACAAAUUGUACAGUGUAAAGACAAAAAUACAACUUGAAAGUGAAUAAUUAGUAAAAA
Lytechinus variegatus (green sea urchin) is the source of this 5860-nucleotide messenger RNA. RefSeq names its product lysosome membrane protein 2-like. The transcript is spliced from 13 exons. The record is from RefSeq and is a predicted model, not a curated record. Gene Ontology annotation, molecular function: scavenger receptor activity. Gene Ontology annotation, cellular component: cytoplasm; membrane; lysosome. Bases 198 to 1709 code for a protein of 503 amino acids. Lineage: Eukaryota; Metazoa; Echinodermata; Echinoidea; Temnopleuroida; Toxopneustidae.